Messenger RNA from Malus domestica (apple), 530 nucleotides. Its product is annotated as bidirectional sugar transporter SWEET1-like. Gene Ontology annotation, molecular function: sugar transmembrane transporter activity. NCBI's taxonomy places the organism in Eukaryota, Viridiplantae, Streptophyta, Magnoliopsida, Rosales, Rosaceae. The record is from RefSeq and is a predicted model, not a curated record. Gene Ontology annotation, biological process: carbohydrate transport. Gene Ontology annotation, cellular component: membrane.
UAAGUUUGAGUUGUUUCUAUCUUUAAUACUAAUUAUCUGAGAGAUUUUCCUCAUCUGUGCUGAGUGUGCUUUCUUCUCUUCUGCAUGAAAGCCUUUAGAAUAUUUGGCGUUGAAGAGGUUAUGAAUAUUCCCAAGUUCUUAUUCAGAGUAAUCUUUGGAAAUGCAAUUGCUUUGUUCCAGUUCUUGGCACCAACGGAUGCAUUUAAAAGGAUCAUGAUGAAGAAUAAGUUCACAGAGCAGUUCUUCUUGGGCAUCCCAUACCUGAUGACUCUGCUCAACUGCCUCAUUACAACCGCUUGGUAUUGCCUGCCAUUUGUGUCUCCAUGCAGCAUAUUGGUAUCGACAGUCAAUACUAUCGGGGCAGCUCUUGAAUCCAUAUACCUGUUGAUCUUCGUCACAUUGGCCCCCAAAAGAGAAAAAGAAAAAAUUAUUGAGCUCCUCACUUUUGUGCUCUCUUUUAAGCAACAGUAGAACACUAAUUAAUAAGCUAAAAGAAAUCCGAAGCAUAUGAGGAAUAACUUUGACAAUUA